AUGCCGACCGUCUCCUUCCACUUCGUUUACUGGGCGAUUCUAGGCAUAGUUGAUGUUAGUGCUUUGUCUCUUCGAGCGUCGCCACUUGCAUACAAUGUCUCGUCCAAUAGCGUCAUGACACCAUCCGGCGUCUUUCCUGGAUAUGGAAACUCUUUGAACAGCUCAAAGACGUCUCCGACUGCUAUCAGCGCUUACAAUUCUACCUUCAAGAAUGAGACGUUGGUCACCACUGCUUUUUCUUCGAGCCUUUGCUGUUUCGUCGUCCAAGAUACGAUCGACGUGAGGUAUUGGGCAGACUACGUCACUUACAAUACGGUCUUUGCAACCCACGUUACGACUUUCAUUACCUUCGCCACUCAGUACAUAGACACGACUGUCACCACCAAUAUUUCUACAGUCGUAAGGAUGUUCAAUUACACUUCUAAUGCAGAAAGUGUUGGGGCCCCGACAAUCCCUAAUCCAUAUAAUGAAGUACUGGGCCCCUUGGUGACGCAAAUUGGGCUCAACGGGUCUCUAGCCAGGACCUUUGGAGAAAACAUCAUCUCCCCAACACAAUAUUACGUGUUCCCGAGUGUCAAGGUCAUCAGUGUCCCAGCUAUCGUAGACAAAGAUGGCCGUGCAGCAUGUGCUACAACGUCAACGUAUCAGGCUACAUGUCCAGCCCAGACGUACGCGAGUUGGAAUUACAACGCCACCAGGCUGGAUAACUACACCGAAAGUGCAGCAACAAAAAGUGCACUUUACAUUACGGGCAUCAAUUCUAACGCAGAAAGAUACUUCGACUCAGGUUCAAAGCAGGAAGCUCUUGACGUGAUACACGUUUCAUUUUCAAAACCUUUUAUCUACGCUCCUCUCAGCGACCAGUUCCCGUCCAAGGUUCUCAACGAAAAUCUGGGCUAUGUCCCUCAGACUCUCAUUGAGUGGAUGGCCCGGAAUUCCGACUAUGUCUCAAAGUUUCCUGGCAUCGCCUCUUGCUUACCAGGAGGACCUUCGGUCGAUUUCUUCCUCUACUUUUGCCCCCUUCUAAAUCCCGCUAUGGGACCUAUUUUUCUCGGACUUCAAUUUUCAGAGCCACAUUUAACCGUCUCGUCGACCGUCACCGUCGCUGGGGAAGGAUGCUUCCAUCCCGGUGCAUGCCCCACUCCAGCAGCACCAGGUGCCACGGCCGUUGCUGCGACGCCAGAAGUCACUCCUGAAGCUGAGCGACCGCCGAAAGCUGGAGCAUCCAGCACUGCGCAUGGUCAAGACACAUCUUUCGCCGCUGACCCCAAAAACCCUUCGCCUCCACAAGCUCCAAGUCAACCUCUGCCAGCGCCAGUAGAAACUCCAAGCAGCACGCCAGUCAUCUCUCCGGAAACCCAAGCGGUCAACCCUCCUCCAAGCCUUCAACCUAAGGUUCCAAGCCUUUCGCCACCUGGGGAGGCUAAUCAACCACUGUCAAUGCCAACAGGUUCUUCUGAAAAUCCCUUGUUGAACUCUCCAGAAGAUGUUCACGGGGCAAACCCUCCGCCAGCCAACCCAGCCAAGCCUCCUUCAAAUUUUCAAGGUUUAGGCGCUAUCAUAGCUGGCGCCAUUGGCAUCACUUCCACUUCUCUACCGGAGAUCCAGGGUGUCCAACCAUAUCCAAUGCCCACACCAACACUAAUCUACAGUAUCUCAAUCGCUGCCUCCGCCUCAGCUGUAGUAGUUAAUGGCGUCACGUCCGUCUUACCGGCUGGUGGACCCGAGGGGCUAAUUGUCGCUGGAAUCACAUCAGUUGCCGUGGGCUCGCAGCAGAUCUCCCAGAACGCUGCUUCUCAGUAUGUGGUAGCAGGCCAAACGCUCAUACCUGGAGCACGACCAAUCAACGUACAGGGUACCGAAGUGUCCCUUGCGCCUUCCGCGAGUGCAAUCGUCAUCGCUGGUAGCACGAUUGUGCUAAGCUCUACCAGCGCGCCAGCAUUCACGGUGGGAGGUGAAGUUAUUUCCGCCAAUAGUGCAUCAAAAUACGUAGUAGGCGGCCAAACACUUACGCCAGGAGCUCCAGCGGUCACAAUUUCAGGAACACGCAUCAGCCUCGCUCCAAGCGGGACCCAGGUUGUCGUCGGUAGUAGCACGAUUGGACUCGGAUCCACCUUCACACUACCACCUGCAUUGACAGUUGGCUCUCAAACCUAUACCGCAGACAGCAAGUCCGAAUACACGAUCGCUGGACAAAUACUCACUCCAGGAGGUCCAGCAGUCACGGUCUCGGGGACGCGACUCAGCCUCGCUCCGGGCGCGACGCAGCUUGUCUUGGGAAGCAGCACCAUAGAUCUUACACCCGCCAAUACCCCUCCUCCAUUGACAUUCGGCUCUCGAACCUUCACCGCGAACAGUGCAUCCGACUACAUCAUUGACGGUCAAACCCUAAUACCAGGUGCUCCAGCUAUAACAGUAUCCGGCACCCCCAUCAGUCUCGCUCCAACCCCCUCUCAAGCAGUCAUCGGAAGCAACACCAUCACACUUUCCCCCGCCUCCACGCCCCCCGUUGACAUUCGGCUCUCGAACCUUCACCGCGAACAGUGCAUCCGACUACAUCAUAGACGGCCAGACCCUCAUCCCCGGCGCCCCCGCCCUCACAAUCUCCAACACCCCGAUCAGCCUAGCCCCGACGCCCUCGAGCAGUGCGCCUCCGACUACAUCAUAGACAACCAAACCCUCAUCCCCGGCGCCCCCGCCCUCACAAUCUCCCACACCCCAAUCAGCCUAGCCCCCGACGCCUCCGCAGUGGUCAUAGGCGGCCGCACCGAGCUCCUCCGCCCCGGCCCCACGCUCCCACCCAUCAUCAUCGGCUCUCGAACCUUCACCGCCGACGACGCGGGCGCAUACGUCAUCGGCGGCCAGACGGUGACGCCCGGCGCAUCCGGCGUCGUCGUACCCGGGUCCUUGCUCGUCCCUGCCGCGGCAUCAUCAUCGUCCGUGUUUACGAUAGCGGGGCAAGUCUUCACGGCAUACCCGACCGCGUUCUCCAUCGACGGGACUACCAUCUCGGCUGGCGGUCCUGGCGUUGUGGUCUCCGGGACCCCGGUCCGCUUGCGAGCGUCGGGCGUUUUGGACAUUGGUAAUAGCACUGUUAGGCUGUCUUUGGCCAGUCCUAGCGUUGAGGUUGGAGGGUCUGCGUUUGCUGGGAAGGCGGAUCGGGGUUCGUUGAGUCUGCUGUAUUCGAUGUCGGCUUUGGUGCUUGGUUUGUUGAUCGUCGUGGUGUUUUGA
Molecule: messenger RNA, 3231 nt
Organism: Letharia columbiana
Lineage: Eukaryota; Fungi; Ascomycota; Lecanoromycetes; Lecanorales; Parmeliaceae
Exons: 6
Coding region: 1-3231 (1076 amino acids)
Source: RefSeq, a predicted model, not a curated record